AUGGAUUCCAAGCGCCGCAAGACCGGCGACCAGGAUGUCAGCGCCUUGAGGUUGGCGUCGCGCCAGAAAUACCUUGCCGAACGCGAAGCGCAACAACUCGCCCUACUCCGCCGCCAAGUCGCCGAGGAAGCAGAAGAGGAACAGAGACUGGGCAACAAGCUGAGCGAGAGAGAAAGAGCAGAGUUUAAGAAGAAUCGUCAGACCCUGGAGCUGGCCGAGGCGCGAAAUGCGAUUGACGAUCGGACGGAAGGGAUGUUCAUGAUUCCUGAUUCAGACUAUUCGAGUAAACACGAGGCUCUUACGAAGAGACAUAAAGAGAAGGGUUAUGAGAAGUCUGAGGCGGAGCUCUGGGAGGAACAACAAACCAAGGCUGUUAACAGUCAAGCUAAGGUAUUAUCGAAAAACGACAGCAUCGACAAUUAUGACUUCGUUUUCGACACAUCCAUGGAAGUAACGUUCAAACUGGAUGAAACGACCCGUGUCGACGUGGAUAAGCAGAUGCUACAGCGUCAGCUGGAUGAAGCAGAGAAGAGAGCACAGAGCAUCGAGGACGUUCGGCGAAGCCUGCCGGUCUACAAGUACCGGGAUGAAUUGAUCGCUGCCGUGGAGCAGCACCAGGUCAUCAUCGUCGUCAGCGAGACGGGGAGUGGAAAAAGUACGCAGAUCCCGCGCUACAUUCUCGAUGCCGGUUUGGCUGAAGACGGUAUGAUUGCUGUGACACAGCCAAGACGUGUUGCGGCUAUGAGUGUUGCCAGCCGCGUAGCAGAAGAGUACGGCUGCAAGCUCGGCAACGAAGUCGGAUACAGCAUUCGUUUCGAGGACAAGACGGGACCGAAGACCAAGAUCAAGUUCGCUACGGACGGUAUCCUGUUGCAAGAGGCCAAAACGGACCCCCUCCUGCAGAGCUACAGCUGCGUUAUGAUCGACGAGGCUCACGAACGGUCUCUGGCAUCCGACUUGCUACUGGUUCUUUGCAGGGAAGUUUGCCGCGCCAGACCAGACUUCAAACUUCUCAUCCUCAGUGCUACCAUCAACGCUGCGCACUUCUCACAGUACUUCAACGACAGUCCAAUCUUCCAGAUCCCAGGCCAAACCUGGCCAGUUCAAGUUCUAUACACGUCGGCGCCAGAGGCAAACUAUCUUGCGGCGAGCAUUACAACUGUAAUGCAGAUUCACAUCAGCGGGGAGCCGGGUCACAUCCUGGUCUUUCUUACAGGCGAGGAAGAGAUUCAGGCAGCUAUGGAAAGUCUAGAGGAGACUAAGAAAAAGCUUGGGUCCAGAAUCAAAGAACUCGUUGUGCGUCCAAUGUACUCAUCCCUUCCUCAGGAUCAGCAAAAUUUGGCGUUCGCCCCAGUAGGCCCUGACGUGCGCAAAGUCCUGCUUUGUACCAACAUUGCAGAAACUAGCGUGACGUUUGAAGGGGUUAGGCAUGUCAUAGACCCGGGUUAUGCCAAAGAGAACACUUACGAUAAUACCAGAGGCUUAGCAUCGCUGACAGUAACACCAAUCUCGCGUAAUUCGGCAAACCAGCGCAAAGGAAGAGCAGGACGUACGUCGUCGGGCUUUUGCUAUCGCCUAUACACACGAGCCGCGUACUACAACGAACUUCCGGAAGAGACGACCCCAGAGAUCCAAAGAAGCUGCUUGGACUCAGUGGUCUUGACUCUGAAGCAGCUCCGUAUAACCAACCUGCUUGAGUUCGAAUUUUUGGACAGCCCCAGUCCUGCUGCCCUGAUAAAGUCACUCGAGGAGCUGUACAGAAUUUCGGCCCUUGACUCCACAGGAGCUUUGACACGACUGGGUCGGAGAAUGGCGGAAUUGCCUUUGGACAUCAAGCUAUCGAAGGCUAUUAUCGAGUCCGAGAAGUAUGGCUGUCGGGAGGAGAUUCUUGCAAUCUGCGCCUUCGUCCAAGAAGCUCAACAACAAGUGUGGCUUCGCCCAAAGGACAAGAAGGUUGCGGCAGACGCUGCACGGAAACGCUUCACCAGCCUGGAAGGUGGGGACUUCUUAACCUACCUCAACAUCUGGAAUCAAUUUGUCGAGAGUGGUUACGACCUUGCAUGGGCACGGGAGAAUUUUCUCCAAGGACGAGUCCUUAAUCGCGUUAGGGAUGUAAAAGACCAGCUCGAACGUCUCGCAGACCGUGUCGAAGUGCCGGAGUCGUCAUGUGGCACCGAUCAUGUUGCAAUUCGGAAGUGCCUUACUGCGGCGUUCUUCACCAAUGCAGCUCGGCUGCAAAGAGAUGGGCAAACCUACCGUGUAUUGGCAAACAGCGGUUUGUCAGUUCAUAUCCAUCCCUCCUCUCCGCUCAUCGAUAACCGACCGAAGUGGUGCAUAUUCGCCUCUCUCCAAGCCACAUCAAAAGAAUGGAUGAUGACUUGCGCGCCUAUCGAGCCGGAGUGGCUGGUCGAGGUAGCACCUCACAUGCACACUGAAAGCUCGAUAGCCAAGCUCGGCGACAACAAGAAGAUGCCCAAGGCGACGGCGAAGAUGCUCAAGGAAAGAUAG
This is a messenger RNA of Alternaria novae-zelandiae, 2508 nucleotides long. RefSeq lists its product as uncharacterized. Gene Ontology annotation, cellular component: intracellular anatomical structure. The coding region runs from base 1 to 2508 and encodes 835 amino acids. NCBI's taxonomy places the organism in Eukaryota, Fungi, Ascomycota, Dothideomycetes, Pleosporales, Pleosporaceae. The transcript has a single exon. Gene Ontology annotation, molecular function: RNA binding; ATP binding. The record is from RefSeq and is a predicted model, not a curated record.